AUGGCCUCCGCGGGCCCCUCCAGCGGCUCUAUCAACGAGCUUGCGUCCAGACUCUACGAUGAAUGCUUGAAGAAAUUCCCGCCUGAUCAUCUCUUCUACCAACAGGAUCUGCUGGGUCUGGGUGUUGUUGAGAAGAAUAACCUCGCCCUUCUGCUGCAGUGCACCCAGUCGCUUGUUGAUCAGAAACUCUUCCGUCUUUUGCAGGGCAAAAAUGAUCGACUGGCAUGGAAGAUUAUUUCUCGGGAGGACGCCGAGAAGCUUCAAAAUCUCAGUCCCGACGAAAGUUUAGUGUACAAUGUCAUCCACUCGACAGGACGGAACGGCAUCUGGGUCCGUCAGAUAGUAACUCGCACUGGUCUACACAAAUCGAUCCUGGAUCGCUGCCUCAAGUCGCUUGAAGGGAAAAACUACAUCAAGAGCGUUCACAAUGUCAAGUUCCCCAGUCGGAAGAUGUAUAUGCUGGCGGGCCUGGCGCCAAGCGAGGACGUUACCGGUGGUGCCUGGUUCACCGAUGGAGUGCUGGACGCGAACUUCAUCAGUACCGUUGCUGGUUUUAUUGAGUACACCGUCAGCCGGAAGAGUUGGUACGAGGUUCCCGCCGCCGACGCCCAGCGCAACAAGCGUUUGAAAACCGUCAACGGCCAUGCCGCUGUGAAAUCGGAGCCAGGAGAGAAGAGAUAUCUUCCGUUCCCUGCUGGCUACCAGGGCUAUCCGACUGUUGGGAUGAUCACCGCGGCCGUCAACGAGAGUGGGAUUACCCCCGUGCGGCUGGGAGAAGAGAGUAUUGUACAGUUGCUGGAAAUGCUUUGCUACGACAACAAGUUGGUUGCGCUGAACAAUGGGGAAUUGUACAAGUCAGUCAAGAACCCCGCGACCGUGAAAUUGGACAAGAGCCGGAAACCGGAGGGCGAUGAGGCAGAGGUUGGGGAUAGCCUGGUCAAGAAUGGCAUGACGGAAGCGCCCUGCGGGCAAUGUCCUGUCUUCAAGCUCUGUGCCCCCGGCGGCGCCGUGAGCCCAGAGAGCUGCGAGUAUUUUGACCCUUGGCUGGACAAGGCGCUGGCCUUCUAG
Messenger RNA from Aspergillus clavatus NRRL 1, 1068 nucleotides. RefSeq names its product RPC34 RNA polymerase subunit family protein. Gene Ontology annotation, biological process: transcription by RNA polymerase III. Gene Ontology annotation, cellular component: RNA polymerase III complex. The record is from RefSeq and is a predicted model, not a curated record. The coding region runs from base 1 to 1068 and encodes 355 amino acids. The transcript has 2 exons. NCBI's taxonomy places the organism in Eukaryota, Fungi, Ascomycota, Eurotiomycetes, Eurotiales, Aspergillaceae.